CUUGUGAUUUCUAAGAAGCCAAUUUACUUCUCCUCCUCUUCCUCCGGGAUUAGCUACUUUUUUCAUUCGCCAUAUUUGUUCAUACAAAUUGUAAACCAUGAAAUACAUUUUUGCAAUUAUUGUUUUGGCAACCGUUGCCAUCGCUCUUCCAAGGAUGAAGCGUCAAGCCUACGUUUUGCCAGAUGGAGCAGAACUGAUUGUAGGAAGUAUUCAAACAUCGUUCAAGUGCGAUGGUUUGCGAUUAGGAUUCUAUGCUGACCAAGCCAAUGGUUGCAAGGUCUUCCACGUCUGCAACCCUGUUGUUCAUGCCGACGGAACCGAAGAAACUCAACACUACAGUUUCUACUGUGGCAACCAAACCGUUUUCGAUCAACUCAGUCUCACUUGUAGCACACAAGACGAAGCUGUAUCCUGUGACAGGGCUAAAGAUUUCUUCUACGUUAACGACAAGAUUGGAGAUCCCAAAGCUCUUUUCUUGACAGAAGAUGAUGUUUUAAGGGCUCGUAAAAUUUAAGAACUUUUCGAUCAUUCUCUAAUUGAUCCGAUCCUGUGCUUCGUUCCUCUAGCCAGCGCGUUGUUCUUGUUGUAUAGGAAUGUGAAGGUCUGCCUUAGCAAUGUAAAAUACCUUUCAGCUAAUAAAAUGUGAAAUUGCAAA
Messenger RNA from Centruroides sculpturatus (bark scorpion), 655 nucleotides. RefSeq lists its product as uncharacterized. Bases 98 to 514 code for a protein of 138 amino acids. Gene Ontology annotation, molecular function: chitin binding. Gene Ontology annotation, cellular component: extracellular region. NCBI's taxonomy places the organism in Eukaryota, Metazoa, Arthropoda, Arachnida, Scorpiones, Buthidae. The transcript is spliced from 3 exons. The record is from RefSeq and is a predicted model, not a curated record.